Hansenula ciferrii is the source of this 474-nucleotide messenger RNA. RefSeq names its product E2 SUMO-conjugating protein UBC9 (gene UBC9). Gene Ontology annotation, biological process: protein sumoylation. The coding region runs from base 1 to 474 and encodes 157 amino acids. Gene Ontology annotation, cellular component: nucleus. The transcript has 2 exons. Gene Ontology annotation, molecular function: SUMO conjugating enzyme activity. Lineage: Eukaryota; Fungi; Ascomycota; Saccharomycetes; Phaffomycetales; Wickerhamomycetaceae. The record is from RefSeq and is a predicted model, not a curated record.
AUGUCUUCCCUUUUGAAAAACCGUCUUCAAGAAGAAAGAAAACAAUGGCGUAAAGAUCAUCCUUUUGGAUUCUAUGCUAAACCAGUCAAAGCUGCUGAUGGUUCUCUUGAUUUACAAAACUGGGUUGCUGGUAUUCCAGGUAGAGAUAAUACAAUUUGGGAAAAUGCAGUUUUCCCAAUAACUUUAACAUUUCCUGAUGAUUAUCCAUCAAAACCACCAAAAGUUAAAUUCCCUGCUGGAUUUUAUCAUCCAAAUGUUUAUCCUUCAGGUACUAUUUGUCUUUCUAUAUUAAAUGAAGAUCAAGAUUGGAGACCUGGUAUCAAUUUAAAACAAAUUUGUUUAGGUAUUCAAGAAUUACUUGAUACUCCAAAUCCAGAUUCUCCUGCUCAAGAACCUGCUUGGAGAGCUUUUGGUAAAGAUAGACCAAAUUAUGAAAAAAAAGUUCUUGAACAAGCUAAAAAAUACACAAAAUAA